Dictyostelium purpureum is the source of this 2409-nucleotide messenger RNA. RefSeq lists its product as uncharacterized. Gene Ontology annotation, biological process: cell division. The transcript is spliced from 3 exons. Gene Ontology annotation, cellular component: plasma membrane. Lineage: Eukaryota; Evosea; Eumycetozoa; Dictyosteliales; Dictyosteliaceae. The record is from RefSeq and is a predicted model, not a curated record. Bases 1 to 2409 code for a protein of 802 amino acids.
AUGUCAUUUGGAUCAUACAAGAAUAAAUUUUCAAAGUUUGUUGAUAAUACUAAAGAAGAUUUAGGUAUUCAAAAAAAACCACCACCAUCAUCCAAUCCACCACCAUCAUCUAAUCCACCACCAUUAUCUAAUCCACCACCUCCACAUCAUCCACCACAACAACAACAAUAUGGUUAUAAUAAUCAACAACAAUAUGAAAAUAGUCAACAAUAUGACUAUAAUAAUCAACAACAACAACAACAUCAACAAUAUGAGAAUAAUCAACAACAGCAACAACAACAACCAAAGUUUAGUUAUACUCCACAACCUCAACAACAAUAUGGUGGUAGUGAUGGCGUUUCUUUAAACAAAACUAGCCAAACACCAGUUUCAGCACCAAAUCAACCUAUUAGAAAAUUUGCACCACCAGUUGCAACAGCACCACAUCGUCCAGCACCACCAACAACCAUUAAUGACAGUGGGGUAAACUUACAAAAACAAUCAUCACAACCUCAACUACAACAACAGCCACAACAGCCACAGCAACCACCUCAAAAACAAUUUGCACCAAUGCAACCUAAGCGUCCUGCUCCACCAGUUAAUAGUUUACACCAGCAACCAUUACAACAACCAAUAAAUACAGCACCACAACAACCACGUCCAAUUUCACAUCAAGAGGUCCAAUACCAACCUUCAGUCCAGAAACCACAAGUAUCUUUAGAAAAGAGACCAGUACAAACUUAUGGAUCAACACCACAACAACCAUACCACCACCAACAACCACAAAUGGAUGGUGCUUCAACAAUUGCUUUGGAUAAAAAAUCAGAUAAAUCUUUUGAUAACCAAUUACCAGAGAGUUUGAAGAAACAUACAGAUUAUGCAAAAACAAAUACAAAUAUAGCAUUAACAUCUAUUGGUGUUCAAAUAGAUCAAGUUGUUAAAGCUAAACUUCCACCACUUUAUCUUUCAGAUCCAAUGUAUUUAGCAAAUAUGCAAUAUACCGAAAUCAUUUUAGAAAUUGAUGGGGUAUCAGUUAAACCAAUUAAUUAUGGUGAAAAAAUGGAGCCACUUUUAAAGAAUGAAAAAUUAAUAAUUUAUAAAACAUUAAUAGACGAUACAAUUAUUUUACAAUUAGGUCAUAUUUAUAUAUACACAAAUAUUAAAGAAAAGCCAUCAUUUAGAGCCUAUCCAUUCCAUUAUAUUAUUUCAGAUAAUUUCAAUAAUUUCUUUAUGGUUAAAAUUGAUAAGCAUAUAAAUGAAGAGGAGAUAAAUAAAUUAGAAGUUAUACUUAUGUAUUAUACAACCUAUUACAGAGUUCCACAAAAGAAAGAAGAGUACAAGGAUGAAACAGCUAAAAAGAUGGAAAAUGCAUCUGGUAAAGUAGAAAAAGCAAGUCAUACAAUUUCUAGAGGUUUGGUUUCAGGUGGUACAUACUUUGCCAAAGGUGCCUCAAAAGUUGGGGAAUUUUAUAAAAGUAACUCAAAGAAAUAUGAAGGUCCAGAGAUGACAGAGGAGCAAAGAAGAGAGCUUGAAGAUCCAAAUAGUAAAAUAAAUAAAGAGGGUAAAAACUCUGACAAGAUGGCUCAAGGUACUGCAUCUGCAACCAAAGCAAUAUCACAAGGUUUUGGAUGGGUUGGUUCAAAGAUUAGUCAAGGUGUACAUAGUACAGAUUGGUAUAAAGAACGUGAAGCUAAAAAGAAAGAAGAGGAACGUUUGAAUGGUAAAGAUGAGAAGAAAGAAGCAGGUAGCGGUAUGGCAAGUACAGGUGUAGGUGCAUUAAAGAAUAUUUGGGGUGGUUUAGAAGAAGGUGUUUUAAUUUCAGCAAGAGGUGUACGUGAUGCAUCAGUUGAUGCUAAAAGACACACUUCCGGUGACUUUGAAGCAGAAAAAUCAAGAAAGAAAUGGGACAGCGCUGGUAAUGCAACUAUUUCCGUAGUAAAUAUUGUAUCUUUAUUAAGUGUAACCUGGAUCAAAGGAGCAUUAUAUGUUGGUGCAGGUGCAAUUUCAUAUGAUGUAGAUCAAGUAUCUUUAUUUAAUACACCAAAUGCAUAUUGGAAAGCUGGCUGGGUAACUACUAGAUCAGAUCUUUUAGCAGGUUCAAAAUGGGCACCCAGAUGGGCAGUUCUACGUAAUUCAACAUUUGCUCUUUAUGCUACACCAAAUGAUCCACCUGCUAAACCAAUCCAUUAUGUAUAUUUAAAUAAAAUUAAAGGUGUUACCAAGAUUCCAAUAGAAAGAAGUCAUCGUGCCAACUGCUUUGACGUUGUUACUUCAGGUGGUGCAAUUUCUUUAUCCACUUUAACCGAAACUGUAGAUUUCUCUGAAGAAUCUUAUACUCCAAAUCCUGAAGAUGAAGUUAUUCAAUGGACAAAUUCAAUUUUAUGUGUUUCUACUUUUAUUGGUGAUUUAGCUGAUGAUAAUAACAAAUAA